AUGUACAACAAGGGAUUAAGCUGCCUGAUCUGCCACUUGCUCAUAGCGCUGUUCUGCUCGCAACAGGCCGAGGGCAGGCUGCACAAGCGCAAUGGCUACUACUACAGACAGUUGCAGCCAUAUCCGCAGGCACAGCAUCAGCACAGCAGCGGCGGAUACUUUGAGCCCGCGCUAACAGGACACGAAGAGCCAGAGGAGCAGCAGCAUCAGCAGCAGCAGCACCACGGCAGCUCCAAGGGCCACCCAAGUCAUGGGGAGGGUAGCAAGCCUGGCUAUAGCAUAGGCAGCGGCUUGCGCUCCAUAGCCCAGGGAUCAGCGGAUCAGGCGUACACAGCCGUGGCCAAUCAGCAUGCGGCGGCCAAGCAGGCCGCCUUCAUAGCCAAAAACACGCUGGCACAGGCCGCAUCGCAGGCCGCCGCAACGGCGCAGGCAGCACUGGCCGGCAAGCAGGUCAUACUCCAGGAGCUGGAGCAGCAGGCAGCCGAGGCGCAGCGAGCACUCUCGCGCGAACUGGAGCAGUUGAAGGCGGCCAAGCUGUCCGCCAAGCUGGCACAGCAAACCGCUCAAGCGGCGAAUAAUCACAUCUCCGUGCUGACUGCAGCCGUGAACAAUGCCAAAGCGUUGGCGGAGCAGGCGGAACAAACCGCUAGCGAGGUGUCCAACCAGCUGGCCUCGCAGGCAACAAUGGUGGGUCAGGCCAAGAAUCGAGUAGAGCAGGUCGAAGAACAGCUGCAACAGGCGCGCGUCGACUUUGCGGCCACCAAGGAGUCGGCCAUUAAGGCAGCCUCCUCGGCAGCGGCGGCACAAGUGAAUGCAUCCAAGGCCGGGGCACAUGCCACAAUUGGACUGCACGAGAGCGCCAAUCAGCAGGAGCACAAUCACGAGGAGGAGCUGGAGUCGUAUGACGAGCAGCUGGACACAAGCGGAGUGGGUCACACGGCAAGCGAUACAAUCGAAGAGCACGCACACAAUGGCUAGUCCACUUAUUAACAAAAGCUUAUAACAAUUGUAGCUAGUAUCAAUGCUUAUUCAUGUAAUUUAUUGGCAUUCCAAGCCAAUAAGAAAAUGCACAAGUGUACAUAUAAACAUACAAUAUAAACGUGGUAAUGCGUGCUUAAA
Drosophila virilis is the source of this 1119-nucleotide messenger RNA. Its product is annotated as antifreeze protein Maxi. NCBI's taxonomy places the organism in Eukaryota, Metazoa, Arthropoda, Insecta, Diptera, Drosophilidae. The record is from RefSeq and is a predicted model, not a curated record.